CCCAGGCAGAGGAUUGUCAGGCCCGGGGUCUCUGUUAAGGUCUACAUGCCACCGCAACUGUGGAGGUGCCACAAAUUAAUGCUCGGAGGUUUAAAGCAUUAAAACAAUUUGGUCUACUUUGGAACGCUGGAUUUCGGCUGCAGUGUUGCUUUUCCUGCUGAAAGGCAACCGGCUCGGAACUUGCAUCAGGUGUGGACUAUUCUGUAAUGAGCUAAUCGCCACCGGAGGAACUUUACGCAUGAAAAGGCUUUGUUCCUUCGCUUUGCAACAAGUUUCUACGAAGGAAUAACAAUUCGAGUUGGCAGAUGAGCCAAAUCGAGGCAGCACCGUGAUCUAAUCAACGCGGACAGUUCUAUCAGCAGUUGUACAUUUCUUGAACUAAGAUUUUUUUUAAACAAGGCGGGGCUAAGUUAGUUUGGUAGCUACCAAGCUACGAUCGAUCGGUCAGAAAAGAGGAAACUCUUCUGGUACACCACUGCGGCUUGCUCUGGACCGCAGGAACGGUAACCUCUUCGAAUCCUCAAUCAAAAGGAUUGGCAAUAGGUUUAAAUGCGGUACGAAGCUAAAAUGAUGCCGAUGUUCCUGACUGUGUACCUCAGUAACAAUGACCAGCAUUUUACUGAGGUGCCCGUCACCCCGGACACACUGUGUCGGGACGUGGUGGAGCUGUGUAAGGAGGCGGGCGAGAGCGACUGUUACCUGGCGGAGAUGUGGCGGGGGUCAGAGCGUGUGGUAGGAGAGGCCGAGCGGAUGCUGGACAUCCUGCAGCGCUGGGGUCAGCAGAGGGUGGAGGUGCGCUUCUUUCUGCGGCACGAACGCCCGCCCAGCCGCGACUCAGGGGGAUCCAGAGCUCCAGAGCACAUGGCCAACCGGAACGGGGUGAAGGGUCCCAUGGACAGACGCAUGGAGAACGGGGUGGCGUCCCCUCGUAUGGACAUGACCCUGGCAGAGCUGCAGGAGAUGGCCUCCAGGCAGCAGCAGCAGAUCGACGCCCAGCAGCAGCUCCUGGCCUCCAAGGAGCAGCGGCUGCGGUACCUGAAGCAGCAGGACCAGCGGCAGCAGCAGGCCACGGAGCAGGAGACCCUGCGGAGGCUGCGGGAGAACGCGGAGGGCCAGGAGGCCCGGCUCAGGAAGGUCCGGGCCCUCAAGGGCCAGGUGGAGCAGAAACGCCUCGGCAACGGGAAACUGGUGGAGGAGAUCGAGCAGAUGAGCAGCCUGUUCCAGCAGAAGCAGAGGGAGCUGGUAGCGGCUGUGUCGAAGGUUGAGGAUCUGAGCCGGCAGCUGGACAUACUGAAGAACAGCAAGAUGGACGCCUUCCACGACAACCAGAGCUCUGCAGCUGAGCUGGACCGCAUGUACAAGGAGCUGCAGCUGAGGAACCGGCUGAACCAGGAGCAGAGCGCCAGGCUGCAGCAGCAGCGGGACAGCCUGAACAAGCGCAACCUGGAGGUGGCGGCCAUGGACCGGCGCGUGGGCGAGCUGCGCGACCGGCUGUGGAAGAAGAAGGCCGCGCUGCAGCAGAAGGAGAACCUGCCCAAUGGCAUCCCCAUUAAAGAUAAGUCUUCGAAAGGCGAACAUCACAAGCUCCCUGGAGAUGGGAACCCCCCCCAGCAGAAUGGCCCUGCCCGUGUGGCGGCCGUGGGCCCCUACAGGCAGUCCGCUACCAUGCCACGUGGAUCCAUGAUCGGCGACGCCCUGCUAAAGCCCGCUUACCCCGACAGCACGGCCACCCUGCCCGUCCAGGAGAGCCCCCUCAAAGCCCAGACAAGGGGCAGAGCUCCUGGAGACGACUCUGAGCUCCAGAAGAGGGACAGGGAUAAGAAGGUGCGGCCCUUGUCCAUGUUCGAGUCCACCGGGCUGCCCACCACCUCCCUGCGCAAGAACCAGAGCAGUGAGGACCUGGUGAGGGAUGCUCAGAAUUCUGGCCCGGGACUGGUGAAGGUGCCCCCCCCAGUGGCCAGCAAACCCAAACAGGUGACCCUCCCACCCGGGAUCCCGCCAGCGCAGCCCACAUACGGGAGGCCGGCCGCCAACGCAGGGACCUUCCCCGGCAAGGCCAAAGCGCCCGGCCAGCACCCGCCCCACAGCCAAACCCUGCCCCUGCCCCCCAAGCAGGAGCCCCCGCUCGCGGCCGCCGUGCGACCCUUCACGCCGGAGCCCGGGCCCCAGGGCUUCCGCAAGCCGCCGUCGGCCGCGGCCAGCUCCAUCUACUCCAUGUACACCAAGCAGGCCGCGCCCGGGAAGGGCCUGCAGAGCGUGCAGGGGGCCCUGACCCGCGCCCAGAGCAGACCCGGCCCCUUCCCCAGCGUGUACGGUAAGCCCGUGGUCCCAGGGGCUCAGCACUCCCAGGCUGUGCACCCAGAGAACCCGUACUCUGAGACGGAUCAGGGGCUCCCCGCCCCUCCUGUGGAGCGCUCGCCCCGGCCCCUGAGCCCCACCAAGCUGCUGCCCUUCAUCUCCGGCCCGUACCGGCAGCAGAGCGACGGGGACCUGGAGGCGCUGCGCAGGAAGCUGUACCACGCGCCGCGGCCCCUGAAGAAGCGCAGCUCCAUCACGGAGCCCGAGGGCCCGGCGGGGCCCAACAUCCAGAAGCUCCUGUACCAGAAGACCACGCUGGCCGCCAUGGAGACCACCGCAACCUCCACCCCUUUUGACCAGCCCGGCCCCCCCAGGGCAGAGGAGGUCGCCCAGCCGGACCCUGCUCCACAGGAGGCCCCUGCCCCCGAACCGCCGCCCACCGAGCCAAUCAAAGAGACUGACUCAGAGGACUUUGUCCCGCCCCCGCCGCCCUCACACCCUGCCCCCACCCUUGGGGACCCUGAGAGCCUCCCGCCGCCCCUGGUCCUGCCAGAAGAGGAGGAUGAGCCAGAACCUGCCCUUCCACCUCCACCUGAGUCCUUCCUGGAGGAAUUCCCCCCCUACCCGCCGCCCCCAUACCCCAGCGGGGCGGAACAAGACAGCCCCGGGCAGGACCCCUUCAGCAUGAAGGCCCCAGAGGUCACAGGACAGGUCACCCUGCCCCCGGGCAAGAGGACCAAUCUGCGCAAGACUGGGUCGGAGCGCAUCGACCAUGGCAUGCGGGUGCGGUUCAACCCCCUAGCCCUGCUGCUGGACUCCUCUCUGGAGGGCGAGUUUGACCUGGUCCAGAGGAUCAUCUACGAGGUGGACGACCCCAGCCUGCCCAACGAUGAGGGCAUCACCGCCCUGCACAACGCCGUCUGCGCCGGGCACACCGAGAUCGUCAAGUUCCUGGUGCAGUACGGCGUCAACGUCAAUGCUGCCGACAGCGACGGCUGGACCCCCCUGCACUGCGCAGCUUCCUGUAAUAAUGUGCAGGUGUGUAAGUUCCUGGUGGAGUCAGGGGCGGCGGUGUUCGCCAUGACCUACAGCGACAUGCAGACCGCCGCGGACAAGUGUGAGGAGAUGGAGGAGGGCUAUGCCCAGUGCUCCCAGUUCCUGUAUGGGGUGCAGGAGAAAAUGGGCAUCAUGAACAGGGGCAUGGUCUACGCGCUGUGGGACUACGAGCAGGAGGAGGACGAUGAGCUGGUGUUCAGGGAGGGCGACUGCAUGACCAUCCUGCGCAGGGAGGACGAAGAUGAGAGCGAGUGGUGGUGGGCGCACAUGGGGGACGUGGAGGGGUACAUCCCCCGGAACCUGCUGGGGCUGUAUCCAAGAAUCAAGCCACGGCAGAGAAGUUUGGCUUAGGCCUCCUCGUGGAUCAUCAAGGUGUUUCCAUGCGCACGCUGCACCACUAGUGGGCAGAAGCACUCUUUUGUCCGAAGACGGGGUGAAGACUAAGACAACAAAACAGAUGAAGGAUCUUUGACUCAGACAUGGACGUUCCUUUACACACCGCUUCUGGAUCACUGACUCACACAAGUCGGCAGUAUGACUACUGCUUUCAGACGGGAAGACGGACAGCUUAUACCAGUGCCGGUCUGGAGAAUUAUUUUUGUACCGGAAUUAAGCACCUGUUGUUUCUAACUGCUGUAUACAAAUCUUUUAUAGGGGGCUCUCAAGAAACUAUUUUUAUGCAGAGGGUGAAUUUUCUUAGAAUUCUUUAAAAGCACAAUCUUCUCUUUGGGGUUGUUAACUUGAGGGGGUGGGUGUUGGUACUUUUAAUGGAGCCAGGUACUUUUAGCACCUGAGAGAAGUAUGGAUGAGGUGAUGACAGUCAUGGAUGAAAGGAUGUUGCGUUGUUGUGAGAGUGUCACUAAAGCAGACGUUGUCUUGGUUUCCAGUCCCUUUAAUUUGGACAAUCUCCCGGGGAUGGCCAUGGGCUUUCUGUUUCUGUUACGGUUUCUACGUAGGCUAUCUGUUCAAAGUAUUCUUCUGGAUGUCUUCAUAUGCUGUUCUGCCAUUUUCACAGUGUAGGACUCAUCUAAUGAAUGCACAUAUGUGCUUUUUAACUUCACUUAGCCUCCCGAUUCAGCCAUAUGAAAUGGUGGACAGGCUACAGUGUGUCAUAAAAGCUGUGUUACUGCACUAACAUAAGCUGUUCUAGGUGGCGCCCCCUGUAGGUUAACAUUUGGAACCGAAUGUUGUCAGCGUUCACUGAUUAUCUGGCAGAUCAUUCUUAUCACCAAAGCUGGGUAAAAGCACACAUUUUUUCCAUAUUAUUUUUUUUAUAUGCGUAUAGACACUAAUACAUGGCCAGUCGGUACACAACUGUGAAAUGCUUUGUUUUUAUAACAUUGUGUAUGAAUUGUCUAUGUGAGAUUAUUUGUCCACUCCAGAAAUGCCACUUGCAAGUUUCUGCAUUGAGUCGUGUGUGAACAGCAGGCCAGCUGUGUUCAGGGCCUCCAGCUGUCCCAGGGCAGGGGAACAAAACACACGCACUACCCCGCCUCCCCCAGCUUGUAGAUAAUGUCACAGACAUGGGAUUCUCCAGUUAGUCUGAAAACCAGUCUUAACUACAACCUUUUGCUAUUGGUCGACCAGAGAUUACAUGUCCUCUGGAGCCUCUGCUACAGCGGUAGUCUGUCAAUUCAUUGUCCUAGACGAGAACUUUGUUUUGCAGGCAGGCUGAUGCAUACAAUGUGGUAAUGAGAACAAAAACUUAUAGCACACGCACAAUUGUCAGAUAUUUAUUUUUGUUUGUCUUUGUUGUAACUGUGUCAAAACUUGUAACAUCACGUUUUGUAUGAAUAAUUUACAAUAAAGUACUUUGAAUACAAA
Messenger RNA from Conger conger (European conger), 5178 nucleotides. RefSeq names its product apoptosis-stimulating of p53 protein 2-like. Gene Ontology annotation, molecular function: p53 binding. The transcript is spliced from 18 exons. The record is from RefSeq and is a predicted model, not a curated record. NCBI's taxonomy places the organism in Eukaryota, Metazoa, Chordata, Actinopteri, Anguilliformes, Congridae. Gene Ontology annotation, biological process: signal transduction; regulation of apoptotic process. The coding region runs from base 550 to 3705 and encodes 1051 amino acids. Gene Ontology annotation, cellular component: nucleus.